This is a messenger RNA of Phialemonium atrogriseum, 2012 nucleotides long. Its product is annotated as putative ribose-phosphate pyrophosphokinase protein. Lineage: Eukaryota; Fungi; Ascomycota; Sordariomycetes; Cephalothecales; Cephalothecaceae. The transcript is spliced from 8 exons. The coding region runs from base 445 to 1770 and encodes 441 amino acids. Gene Ontology annotation, molecular function: ribose phosphate diphosphokinase activity; magnesium ion binding. Gene Ontology annotation, biological process: purine nucleotide biosynthetic process; 5-phosphoribose 1-diphosphate biosynthetic process. The record is from RefSeq and is a predicted model, not a curated record. Gene Ontology annotation, cellular component: cytoplasm; ribose phosphate diphosphokinase complex.
ACAUGAUUUUCUAGCCAGCCUUUAUCAGGGCCAACCUCCCCCCCCCUACUCUGUCCAUCUCCUUCCAACCCUCGCCAGAUUUCCUCUGGGAACUGAUCGGGUCGACUCGAUAUUGCCGCCUAUCCUCGGCAUUGACGUUGACAAGUGACGUCGGCUGAAAUUGAGGCUCUCGCAAGUCACAAGGCGACAAAUUUGCGGAAAUUUUUCGUUUGCCGGCUAAUGCGCUACGGCUGCUCAGCUUGCCCUAUCCGGCAAAGAAUCUCAGCAGUUGGAAACUCGCCCAUCGUACAGCAGCAGAACUAGCCUUUCUGCUCGACAUCUCCAGCAUCUACCCUGUGGGAACGGUUUUGGCACGGCUUUGCCGACUGCUUAUCUACCGAGAGAGGGUCAGAAACCCUUGGUUUUCGCAGAUUGGGCCGUGCACUUUCGAAGCGCGCUGCCAACAUGGUUCGCAACAUCAUUGUCCUCGGCGGCAACUCCCAUCCCCAGCUGGUCGACAGCGUUUGCAAUAUUCUCGCCAUCUCGCCUUGCAGUCGUAUCCUGUCAAAGUUUUCCGUUGGGGAGACUCGCUGUGAAAUCAAGGACUCUGUCCGUGGAAAGGAUGUAUACAUCAUCCAGACCGGCUCAGGCAUGGUCAACGAUGCCUUGAUGGAUUUGUUGAUCAUGAUCUCGGCCUUGAAGACGGGAUCUGCAAGGAGAGUCACUGCUGUCCUCCCACUCUUUCCCUACUCUCGGCAGCCUGAUGCUCCAUACAAGAAGGCUGGAGCUCCCUUGUCAAAACGCGCAACGGGAACCGCCAAGGGAGACUACACUUUUGAAAGUGUUCCCCCCACUCCUGGGCCCGGGCUGCCCAAGAGCGCUGGGAUAGUGGACGGCGACGAUGUCACGGAUCUGAUGAACAGAACCUCGCUGUCUAACGGGAACGGGGUUGCAUCCCAGCAGGCAAACGGUGAAGGUUCUUCCAGGCACGGAGACUGCAAUGGCGUCAACGGUGCCGGCGGCAAUGGAAGCCAAUCGGGGUCCGUUUCGCGUCUGCCGGGAAAUUACACGACUCACGACUUCGAGAAUCCCUCUCACAUUGCUUCUUUCGAGGCUAAGCCUGGGUAUAAGCAAUGGGUCGCCCAGGCGGGAACUCUGGUUGCAGAUCUCUUGACCUGCGCCGGCGCCGACCACAUCAUUACUCUAGAUCUCCACGAUAGCCAGUACCAAGGCUACUUCGAUGUCCCCGUGGACAAUCUCUACGCUCGACCUCUGUUGCAGCGCUACAUCACGCUGAACAUUCCCAACCACAAGGAGGCCGUUAUCGUCAGCCCGGACGCUGGAGGAGCGAAGAGAGCAACGGCCAUUGCGGAUUCUCUUGGCCUGAGUUUCUCCCUAAUACACAAGGAACGACGUCCGACCAAGAUCAGCCAGCGGCAAAACGCGAGCAUGAUGCUCGUCGGCGAUGUGACCGACCGUGUCUGUAUCUUGAUCGAUGACCUGGUGGAUACCGGGAAUACCAUCACCCGAGCCGCCAAGCUUCUCAAGAAGGAAGGCGCCACGAUGGUAUACGCGCUGGUAACUCACGGUGUGUUCAGCGGAGACGCUCUCGAUCGUAUAAAGCAGAGCGCCAUCGACAAGAUCAUCACAACAAACAGCGUGCCGCAAGACGAGCACAAGGCUCGCCUUGGUGCGCAGCUGGACGUCCUAGACGUCUGCCAUAUCCUGGCUGAAGCCAUUCGCCGCUCCCACCACGGCGAGUCCCUCAGCUCACUCUUCCAAUACGUCUGAAAAAAUGGCUCGAUUCAUCAACCCUGGAGUUCUGGGAGUAUUUGCCAUUUAUCAGCAUGAAACAAACAAGAUCAUCAUCGCAUAGACUCGCCCGCAUCGGAGGUCGCAGUACAUUUUGCCAUAGCAACAACAUAAGUGCAAUACCCAGUCCGGUAUUACAUGUUCUCUUAGUUUCGGUUCGAAUAGGUCUGAGGUAGAUACAGUUGGCUACCGAUUUUUUGGCAUCAACUUUCAUUCCCUUC